ACCACAAAGAGCAUAUUUAUCUCACCCCGGAUCGACCAGUCACGCCAUUUAUGCUUGGGGAGUUCGAUCUUACUGUGGGGGUAAGAGCUUCCAACUUCAAAUAUCUGCUGCAGAGUAAGCACAGGGAAUCAAGAUUCAUUCCAUGGAGAAGGCUCUCAGUAUUGUCAGCAUAGGAAGCAAGAAAGCUUCUAGCUUUUGGCUCACCAAGAAAGCUAAAGAAGAGUUAAACAACAUCACUAAAGACCUCAAUACUGUAACAAAUGCGGUUGAAGAAAAGGCAAAGAUGUUAUUCGAAAAGCUCAAAGGAAUGCCUCAAGAUAGCCUAUCUGAUCUUCUGAAGAGACACAAUCUACCGCUAGGCCUUUUCCCGGAGAAGAUAAUCAGUUUUGAAUAUGACAAGUUAAGCUCCAAGCUGAUUGUCCACUUACUGUCUCCAUGUGAGGUCACCUUCGGAGACCGUUCUGUGGUAAGGUACUCAACUCGUGUAAAGGCCAUUCUGCGGAAUAACAAACUCACGUAUGUAGAAGGGAUGAGAAUCAAAGUGUUGCUAUGGGUGAAUGUCACUGGCGUAUAUGUUGAAGGACUGAAGUCGGACAAGGUUAGUUUCAUCACUGCUGGAGUGACGAAAUCGAGGCCUAUGGCUGCGUACAACUACCAUGGCAAGGCUGCUAUAGUAGCUGAAUUUUGAACAACUGGUUCUACUAUUCAUUCUCAACGCCUUGUGCAAUGUAUUGUAUCUUUAGAUGCUUUAUUGUCAUUCUUAUUACUCCGUAUUAAAGAAUGACCAAAAUAUAGUAUCCCAUUUUUCAAUGCACAAAGACAAGAACAUAAUUAAUAUUUUCAAAAAAUGACCAUAAUAUGACUAAUUAAUCGUAAAUUCCAAUUCUAUCC
This is a messenger RNA of Cuscuta europaea, 891 nucleotides long. Lineage: Eukaryota; Viridiplantae; Streptophyta; Magnoliopsida; Solanales; Convolvulaceae. The record is from the annotation of a GenBank genome assembly.